Molecule: messenger RNA, 548 nt
Organism: Lonchura striata (white-rumped munia)
Lineage: Eukaryota; Metazoa; Chordata; Aves; Passeriformes; Estrildidae
Source: RefSeq, a predicted model, not a curated record
GGCAGCGGCGGAGGUGCGGGAACAGCGGCAGGAUGGCCGGGCACGGUGCUGUGCCCUCGUCCUGCGACUGCUUCGUGGCACUGCCACCGCACACGGCGUCCCCCGCUGUCAUCUUCGGCAAGAACGCCGAUCGUCCCCGAGACGAGGUCCAGGAGAUCGUCUAUGUCCCCGCUGCCAGCCACCGUCCUGGGGACAAAGUCCAGUGCACGUACCUGGAGAUCGAGCAGGCGGAGCGCACGCACGCCGUGGUGCUGAGCCGCCCGGCCUGGCUCUGGGGCGCUGAGAUGGGCGCCAACGACUGCGGCGUCUGCGUGGGCAACGAGGGCGUGUGGACCCGCGAGCCCGUGGGCGAGACCGAGGCGCUGCUGGGCAUGGACCUGGUGAGGCUGGGUUUGGAGCGGGGCGGCUCGGCCCGGGAGGCCCUGGAGGUGAUGACGGCCCUGCUGGAGCGCUACGGCCAAGGCGGGAGCUGCAAGGAGGAGCCGGUGCCCUUCGUGUACCACAACACCUUCCUGCUGGCCGACCGCAGCGAGGCCUGGCUGCUGGAG